Molecule: messenger RNA, 1810 nt
Organism: Pistacia vera
Lineage: Eukaryota; Viridiplantae; Streptophyta; Magnoliopsida; Sapindales; Anacardiaceae
Product: 5'-nucleotidase domain-containing protein DDB_G0275467
Molecular function (GO): 5'-nucleotidase activity
Source: RefSeq, a predicted model, not a curated record
CCUCUCUCAUUCGAUUUUGAUUGGAGAAAAGAAAAAACCCUAAACCCUUGAACAUCAACAGCAUUGUAACUUGCAUCAACAAACUCUUAACCAUUUUGCACCAACAGGAAAAAAGAGAAAAAUUAAAUUGCACAACUGAUUUCAACUCUCUAUCUCCAUGGGCUUCCUUCGAAGCUCUCUUCGUCUUCGCUCUUCCUUUCUCAGGAGGAGCAUUUCUCAUGGAGCUUCGAAAGGUUUAUGUGGAAGCUUUCCGUGCUACAAUACAGUUGCGUCUCCUGAGCAAACUAUUGUGAAGAUUGAGAGGGAACUUACACAAGUUACUGAUAAUUUGGCUAUUGAUAAUGAAAUAGUUGAUAUUCAGCGUGAAUUUGAAGCUGCAAAGCUGAAUUUUCUUAAGAUUCCUAAAGCGUUGAAGGAAAUGCCGAAGAUGAAUCCUAAAGGUAUAUAUGUGAACAAGAAUCUGAGGUUGGAUAAUAUACAAGUUUAUGGAUUCGACUAUGACUAUACUUUGGCACAUUACUCAUCUAACUUGCAGACUCUAAUAUAUGAUCUUGCGAAGGAGCAUAUGGUCAAUGAGUUUCGGUAUCCUGAGGGUUGCAUGAAUUUUAAAUAUGAUCCAACUUUCCCAAUCAGAGGCCUCUAUUAUGAAAAGCAAAAAGGGUGUAUCUUAAAAUUGGAUUUUUUUGGUUCAAUUGAGCCAGAUGGAUGCUACUUUGGUCGUCACAAGUUAAGUAAGAAGGAGAUAGCAGAGAUAUAUGGCACAAGACAUAUUGGCCGUGAUCAAGCGCGUGGGCUUGUUGGAUUGAUGGAUUUCUUCUGCUUUAGUGAGGCAUGCCUUAUUGCAGAUAUUGUGCAACAUUUUGUUGAUGCGAAACUGGAAUUUGAUGCUUCCUACAUCUAUCAAGAUGUAAAUCGCGCAAUUCAGCAUGUCCAUCGGAGUGGCUUGGUUCAUAGAGCAAUGCUUUCUGAUCCUUACAGAUAUCUAGUUAAAAAUGGCCAAGUGCUUCGUUUUCUCAGGAUGCUGAAGGAGAGAGGAAAGAGACUUUUCUUGCUGACCAACUCUCCUUACUAUUUUGUGGAUGGAGGGAUGCGUUUUAUGUUGGAGGAUUCUCUGGGUUGUAGAGAUUCAUGGAGGGAGCUUUUUGACGUUGUUAUUGCCAAAGCCAAUAAGCCAGAUUUUUACACAUCUGAUCAUCCAUUCCGCUGCUAUGAUACAGAGAAGGACAAUCUAGCUUUUUCAAAGGUGGACGUGUUUCUUCCCGAUAAAAUUUAUUACCAUGGAUGUCUUAAACAAUUUCUUGAAAUUACUAAGUGGAAUGGCCCAGAGGUGAUAUACUGUGACCACCUAUUUAGUGACCUAAGAGGGCCAUCAAAGGCUGGUUGGGCACUCGGCAAUCUCCGUGAGCUAGAAAGUGAAAUACAUAUACAAAAUGAGGACAAUUAUCGACUUGAACAGGCAAAAUUUCAUAUAAUACAAGAGUUGCUUGGUAAAUUGCACGCAACGGGCAAUAGUCAGAAAACUGAAGCAUGCCAAUCACUUUUGGAUGAGCUUAAUGAUGAGAGGCAGAGGGCACGCCAUGUGAUGAAGGGAAUGUUCAAUAUCUUUGGAGCCACUUUCCUCACUGACACUGGCCAAGAAUCUGCUUUUGCUUAUCAUAUACAUCAAUAUGCAGAUGUGUACACCAGUAAGCUUGAGAACUUUUUGUUAUAUCCACCAGAGGCAUGGCUUCAUGUUCCAUAUGAUAAGAUCAUGCCACAUCAUCUUAAGGUCCCAUCUAGCUGUUCAGAAAUCCAUGAUAGCGCAUCCUAA